AUGUAUUUCAUUGGGAAUGAAAAAAAUGUGAAUAACACAGGACUGAUAUAUACAACACUUGAAGUGAUAAAUCUUGAUGAGCUUAAACAAUUUGCUGAAUCAGAAGAAAAAAAUGAAAAUGAUGAAAUUUGUUACUUAGAAUAUUUUAGAAAAAACAAAAAAUUGAAUAAUCUUGAAAAAAUUCUAAAUAAUAAUAUAAUUAAUAGUCAAAUUAUUUUAACAAACUUUACUGAAAAUGAUAAGGAUAUUAUAAAUGCUGAACAUAUAUAUACAAAUGUUGUAAAACAUAAAACAUCUUAUCUUAUGAAAAACAUUUAUUUAUCUACCUUUUUUACGAGUGAUUAUAUAAAUAAUAUUUGUAAGGAAUAUAAACAAGUUCUUAUUAAUUGUGAUUCAAAAUAUCAUAACAAAAUAUAUAUCGAUAAUAAUUAUAUAUAUCUUUGUGUCAAUGAUUUGACAAAAUUAAGUUUAAUAACACACAAAAAUUUAUAUAAAGAUAAGCAUGGGCUUUCAAAUAUAGUAAUGAUCGAUUUAAAUACUUCUUCCGAAGUUGAUGAAAAAAGAGAAUCCAUAUAUGACCAAAACGGUAGAACUACUAUAGAUUGUGAAAAAAAAACAAAACAAAUUAAUUCUACCUUUGAAAAGGUGAACAAGACAAAUAAAAAUAACAACGAAGAUUUAGAAAAUUGCAAAGUGUAUAAUCAAAAAUAUAAAAUGAGAGAAAUAUAUAAAAAUUUUUUUUCUGAACUUAACAUAUAUCCAAUGAAUUUAAUAGGUACCUAUGAUAAUUAUAAUAAUAGUACUGAUUUUAUAAAUAAAUUAAGUAGUAUUUUUUUAAAAAAUAAAAGUAAAAAUGCAAAAAUUUAUCCUAUACAUCUUGAAUAUCAUGAAACAACAUAUCAAGGAAAUAGUAAUGACACAUUACUAAAUAAUAAUAAUUAUCAACAAAUAAAUUUAAACAAUCCAACUAUUAAUAAUAAUGAAAAUGUUAGUAUAUUAAAUCAGUUAAAUUCAAUAACAGAUAUAUAUAAAGAUAUAUUUAGUACAUCUAAUUUAUCCACCAAUUUAACAACAUCUUUUGAAUAUAACAUAGAAAAUGAGAUUGAUAAAAAUCCAAACUUAAAUUUUUCUAAAAAUAAAAAAUCAAAUAAUUUUUAUUACGAACUAGAUGUAGAAUUUAUACAAAAUAAUAUAUUCUCUCAAUGGGAAAAACAUAAAAUUAUAAAUAACAAACAUAAUGAAACAGACGAGUCAAGUAAUUCUCCAUCAAUCAGAGACGAUAUAUAUUACGCGCAAAAUAAAUUACGCCACAACAUAAAAAGGGAUGCAAACCUAAGCAGUGAUACUAAUGAGAAUGGUGGGCAAGCAAAAGGAAAUAUACAUAAUACGAUGCCCUGCAUAAAUGAUAAGACAUUUUAUAUAAAUAAAAACUUGUCUGAUAGCAGUGAUGAUGGUAUACUCGACUUUUGCAAUAUAAAAAGAGAGGAAGGGAAUAGUAACAGACAAAAUAAAAAUCAUAAACAAAAAGAUGCACAAAAUAAUGGCAACAUAAUAAAUAAUGAAAGUUGUCAAAAAAAAGAAUGCUCUGAAUUGAUUGAAGAAUAUAAAAAUAAAAAAGUUAAAAAAAUUUUGAAUUUUUUACAAACACAUCGAGAAAAUUAUUUUGUAGACGAUGAAAUAUUUUUAGAAAAAAAAUCUUUAUUACAAAUUAUGAAUUAUAAUGCAAAGACAAUGGAUUUUAAAAAUGUAACUAACUUAAAAAUGGAUGAACAAAAUUAUGAUGAAUUUAUUAACUAUUUAGCUGAAUAUAUAGGAAAAAUACAUUUGGAUAUACAAAUAAAAUUUAAAAAUAAAUCUAAAAAAUUUCUUAAAGAAAAACAAAAUAAAAAUCAAAUACAAAAAAUUAUUUUAAAUAAUGGAUUAAUAAAUAGUUCAAACAUUUUUCCCAUUUUUAAUUUCUUGUUAAAUCAAAUGCUAAAAAAAGAUGGCAUUCAAAAUGUAAAUAAAUUACAUUAUGUUAUGUCUAUGCAUGGAUAUGAAUAUAAUUUUGUUAAUUAUGAAAAAAAUUUUAAAGAAAUAUCUACACAAUCAUCUCUUCAUUUGUUUAUGUUUUCAUCAAACGGUUUUCUUUACUUAAUUCUGCUCGACACAUGCAAUCGGAUUGGUUGA
Molecule: messenger RNA, 2169 nt
Organism: Plasmodium vinckei vinckei
Lineage: Eukaryota; Apicomplexa; Aconoidasida; Haemosporida; Plasmodiidae
Product: conserved Plasmodium protein, unknown function
Exons: 1
Coding region: 1-2169 (722 amino acids)
Source: RefSeq, a predicted model, not a curated record